Molecule: messenger RNA, 2020 nt
Organism: Vicia villosa (hairy vetch)
Lineage: Eukaryota; Viridiplantae; Streptophyta; Magnoliopsida; Fabales; Fabaceae
Exons: 4
Coding region: 245-1558 (437 amino acids)
Source: RefSeq, a predicted model, not a curated record
UCCCCACCCAGAAAGGAGAAAAUUCCAACGCAAAACUCAAAUCUACAAGAGGCGGUCAUUACAAUAACUCCAAAUAAUUUUCCGUUAAGAUGUGUAUGUGAACAAAACACAAACAGUUGAUACGCAGCAUUACAACAUCCAGAAACUUCCGUAAAAUACGCCGCACCUUCCUACAUCUCUGCAUCCCGCCCGAUUCCUCUCUUCCUCUCUUUCAUGCUUAGCCCUCACUUUUCUCCCACCGGACAUGCCGAGUUAUACUGCAAUAGCAUUGGAUAGGUUGUUAGAUACUGGAGGUUCCAAGCCAAUUGAUAAAACUGUUCCAACUUCAAUGCCUGUGCCGAUAUCUCGGAAACCCGAGAGGACUUUUAGUGCGCCAGCUAUGAAAAGGAAGGUUCCUCCUCGUCCUCCGUUGAAGCCGGCACUUUAUACCACUCCUGAAGUGAAACUACUUCCGGUUGCAGAUUCUCCUUCUUCAUUCCCGCCUUCACCUUAUGUUAUUAACCAUAAGCGUCGUGGCCCGGGCCUCCUCAAGAGUUCGUCUGAGGCCAGCGUGCUUUCCAAGAAGAAUAGUGAAAUAGUUGAUGAUAAGAGCUUUGAUACUGUGGUUGGAAGUUCGGCUGGUGAUCUUCAAUUCACCUUUUCAAACCAUGAACCUGUUGAAGAGGAGUGUGCAAAUGGUGUUUGUGGUGGUGAAUUUGUUAGAGGCAAUGGAGGUGAGAUGGUGAAUGGACACCAAGAACCUGAGAAUAGUAGUCCUACAAAUGUUUUAGUCGAGGAUAAUGGGUCUGCAUUGAAUUUGGAAAGAGAUACAGAUAUUGAAGACUUCUUUGACCCGAAAGAUUCCAUGAGUUUUACAAGCAACACAGAUGUGGAAGAGAAUGCAGGGACAGACCUACCUGUGAAAUUCAGUAGUCCUGUUGGCGAGUUUUAUGAUGCUUGGGAAGAACUAUCGUCGGCGUCUGCUACUCAAACUUCUGCAUAUGAUGCUGAAGCUGAAUUGCGUGAAAUGAGAUUGAGUCUUUUGAUGGAAGUAGAGAAGCGGAAGCAAGCCGAAGAAUCCCUAAAUAACGUGAGAAGUCAAUGGGGGAGUAUUAGGCAGGGGUUGUGUCUAGCGGGAAUUGUUUUGCCUGCAGAUCUUAGUACUGUCUCUGAGGCUGAGCAGCUGAAUUCUGAUCCUGUGGAAGACCUAUGUCAACAACUUUAUGUUGCUAGAUUUAUAUCAAAUACUAUUGGAAGAGCAGCUGCCAGGGCUGAGGUAGAGAUGGAGAUGGAAGCUCAACUAGAGUCUAAGAACUUUGAGAUUGCUCGAAUCUUGGAACGUCUCCACUGUUAUGAGACCAUGAAUCAGGAGAUGUCUCAGCGUAACCAGGAAGCAGUAGAGAUGGCACGACGCGAGAGGCAAAGAAAGAGUAGGAGGCAGAAAUGGAUUUGGGGUUCCAUUACGACUGUGAUUGCGCUUGGUACUGCAGCAAUGGCAUUGUCUUAUCUUCCAGUGGAUAGAGGAUCAUCCUCAGCAAAAGAUCAUCUGGUUCUCGAACAUGAUGAUACAGCUAAGUAAUUCACCCCAUUGUUGCUAACUGCAUAUCCUUAUUUUACUCAUACUUUAGGAGAGAAAAAUAAAAGUUAUACGUGCCAUAGUAUGGUUAAAUAAUCUCUUUGAUUAGUUACAAUUUACUGGCAUCCUGACUCAGGCUAGAGCUAUAUUUUAUAGCAUCCUAUGUGUUCGGGCCAGCUGUAUCACUUGUGAUGUUUAGCCGUCUGAUAGCAUCUGGCACAGUGUAUUUUUAGCAGAUUGUUUAAGCUAUUGAGCAUUUUUACACUUAGAAAGAGAAUUUGACUGUCCUCUGAAUGUUUGUUUGACCUAAUUAAUGAAGUGAAUCUGUUGAGAGGUGAUGAAUGUCCAAUUUUUCUUUUUUGUUUCUUGUGCCGUGUCUCUUCCUGUUGGUGAGCUAGCGGACUAGCAGAAUACAAAUUAUUAUUGAUACCACUCUUAUAACUUGAUGCACUUUAGCACUGUCAA